This is a messenger RNA of Gadus macrocephalus (Pacific cod), 1640 nucleotides long. Its product is annotated as LHFPL tetraspan subfamily member 4 protein-like. Gene Ontology annotation, biological process: sensory perception of sound; gamma-aminobutyric acid receptor clustering. Gene Ontology annotation, molecular function: GABA receptor binding. The coding region runs from base 517 to 1236 and encodes 239 amino acids. Lineage: Eukaryota; Metazoa; Chordata; Actinopteri; Gadiformes; Gadidae. The transcript has 4 exons. The record is from RefSeq and is a predicted model, not a curated record. Gene Ontology annotation, cellular component: inhibitory synapse; postsynaptic membrane; plasma membrane.
GGGCAGUACUCUAUUCUUCCCUCCAGCUGAGUGCAGCUCAGCGAUUCUGUCUCUGCUCGGUAGCGCCUAUGCAGUAUUGUUGUAGUUGUAGAUGCGUGGUCCAGAGGAUCCCGGGCGAUCCACCGAACACGUCGUCUCCUCUCGUUUGAAGCGCAGAAGACACCGCAACAUGAUGAACUCAAGGACGGCUUACAUCAUCAGAAAACAUCUCUUAUUGAACCACUGGUCUGCUGUUUCCGAGUUUGAUGGAAUCAGUCGUUUCUUCACGACUUGACAGGCAGAGAGCCUCUUCUCGCGGUGGAAGGUCGCUUUUCUAAUGGUUUUGUAUGAGAUCAUUUGGAUUUAUUUCUUCUUAAAGAGCUGAAUCUGCGCUUUUAUCUGUCAAAUUCUGUAUGAUUGCACUUUAGGUUAGGUGAGUUCUCUAUACAUCCAACGCUACUCACCGGAGUUCCCCUUGAAGCGCUUCUGGAGACCCGAGGAGAACCCAUCGCCACCUCCUCACCGGCCGGGAGGAAGAUGUUGCCUUCGCAAGAAGCUUCCAAAAUAUACCAUGACAACUACAUGCGGAACUCGACGGCCAUCGGCGUUUUAUGGGCCAUAUUCACCAUACUUCUAGCCAUCAUCAACGUGGUGGUGUUCUUCCAGCCUUUCUGGAUCGGCGACAGUAUGAACACUCCGUACGCCGGUCACUUCGGUUUGUUCAACUACUGCGUGGGAGGGGGGAACCCCAGGAACGACCGGGAGCUCACCUGCCAGGGUACAUUCGCCGACUUCAGCUCCAUCCCAUCGAACGCCUUCAAGGCGGCCUCGUUCCUCGUACUGCUGGCCGUGGUGCUCAUCCUGGGCUGCAUCGCCUGCUUCGCGCUCUUUUUCUUCUGCAACACGGCCACGGUAUACAAGACGUGCGCGUGGAUGCAGCUGCUCUGCGCCCUGUGUCUGGUGUUUGGCUGCAUCAUCUUCCCGGACGGCUGGGAUGCGGAGGUGAUCCGGGACAUGUGUGGCGAGGACUCUGGGAAGUAUGCGCUGGGGAACUGCUCGGUGCGCUGGUCCUACAUCCUGGCCAUCAUCGGCAUCCUGGACGGCCUCAUCCUCUCCUUCCUGGCCUUCGUGUUGGGGAACCGGCAGGACAGGCUCCUUCUGGAGGAACUCAGGAUGGCCAGCAGAGAUUUUGCAGUGUCGAGGAUCGAGGUCCGGGACUCCAAGGGCCCGCGCUACGCCCUGCAGCGGUUCCGUUGAGGUGGGGGCGGCCGGCUGCUGCUCCUUGAUCCGGCCAAACAUGGCUUCUUCUCCUCUUCACCUCCUCCGCUUCUUCGAGACCCAAGGCCCCUAGGCCCCGAGACCCUGACACCCCCCCGAGGCCCCUAGGCCCCGAGACCCUGACACCCCCCCGAGGCCCCUAGGCCCCGAGACCCUGACACCCCCCCGAGGCCCCGAGACCCUGACACCCCCCCGAGGCCCCUAGGCCCCGAGACCCUGACACCCCACCGAGGCCACGACCCCCAGAGGCCACGACCCCCCGAGGCCCCUAGGCCCUGACCCCCCCGAGGCCACGACGCUCUGAGGCCCAAACUCCCCAAGACCCAGACUCCUCAAGGCCAUGACGCCCCGACCCCCCAAGGCCCCGACCCCCCGACGCCCGG